AUGCCACGUGCAAUAUACAGGAACAAUUCUGGACAAAUAUAUGCAAAAUUGAAAUGGAUUCUUGAACCAGAGCCAUGUGAACCUGGUCCACCUGUACCUCUCACUGAAGACCUGUUGACAUCACCAGAUUAUGUUCAUUCUGAUACCCCUAUAGUAUGGUUACGACAUGCAUUAUCCCUGUCAGAUGAAGCCAUUAAAAGAGCUGCAUUGGAAACAACUGGGCAACGAGACAACCCAAUGUGGUCUAUUGUAAGGAAAUACAGAAUAACAGCUUCCAACUUUGGUGCAGUUCUCUGUUCUAAGCAAAGGCGAUUGACAUUGUCACUGAAAAAACAGCUUAUGUCAGCUUACAAUCUGGAGUCCAUCAAGGCUGUUGCAUGGGGUAUCACUCGUGAAGAUGAUGCUUUGAGAAAGUAUGAAAAGGACUUUGAUGCAGCUGUAGAGCAGUCAGAUCUUAAACAAGAUACCCUGUGCCUGAAAACCAGUCACCCAUACUAUCAUCAAAUUCAAGGCCAGCUACACAUAUGUAACAAAACAUGCUGCGACUUAAUUGUGUGGACAAGAGUAGACUGCAUUGUGAUUAGAAUAGUAAAAGACAUUGAAUGGACAGCAAAUGUUUCAAAGCUGAUAGAUUUCUACUUUAACAUUUUCAUUCCAGCACUGAUGGAAAACUGAGUUCUGGUUUGAACUUCUUGACACUUGGUUUUGUACCUCUAGAAUUUUCUAACAAUGGAAAAUGGGUAAUCAUGUUAAACGUGUUGAAUGUUCCUAAGUCUUAUAAAUGUAUGAUAUGAUAUGUCACAACCCAUCAUAAAACUUCUGGCUUAUAAGACUAUUUUAAAUAGCAAUGAUGAUUAAUAAAAUCUAUGUACUACAUAAAAAAGAAUAUCGAAAUUUAGAAUCAUUUUAUUAAUGAAUUGA
Messenger RNA from Saccostrea cuccullata (small rock oyster), 921 nucleotides. RefSeq lists its product as uncharacterized. The record is from RefSeq and is a predicted model, not a curated record. The transcript is spliced from 4 exons. Bases 1 to 675 code for a protein of 224 amino acids. NCBI's taxonomy places the organism in Eukaryota, Metazoa, Mollusca, Bivalvia, Ostreida, Ostreidae.